Fonticula alba is the source of this 7738-nucleotide messenger RNA. RefSeq lists its product as hypothetical. Gene Ontology annotation, molecular function: protein binding. Bases 41 to 7738 code for a protein of 2565 amino acids. Lineage: Eukaryota; Rotosphaerida; Fonticulaceae. The record is from RefSeq and is a predicted model, not a curated record. The transcript is spliced from 6 exons.
CCCCCGUCGCUCCCCUCGAGAGAAAGCUCCGGCGCGUGCCAUGUCCGGGCCGAGCGGCAGUCUCUCGCGGCCGGUCACCCCACUGCCGAGCGGCGACUCGCUGUCCGACAGCGAGGGCGCCGACUCGCUGAUGGCCUCGUCGGCCAGCGCCGAUGUCGUCCUGGCGGCCGGCUCGCCGCGGCUUGACGAUGGCCCGGUCCCGGGCCGUCGCCAGCGCGCCUCCUCCCUGCAGUCCCUCGAUCCGCCGGACCUGGAGCCCAUCUUCCCGCCCUCGCCCUCGUCUUCUUCGGCCUCCUCCGUGCACUCGAACUCCUCCGGGUCCGAGGGCAGCCCCAGCGGGUCGCCGGCGUCAUUGCCCGCCGGUUCCAACUCGCCCCCCGCCUCGCCCAGUUCCUCACGGCGCUUUGCCCGUCGGAUGAAGGGGACCAAGCUUUUCCGUCGCACGUCCAUCCCCGACCUUUCGGCGCCGGAGGAUCCCCCCACCGCCGGGGCCGGCGACGACUCCCACGCCUCCUCGCGCGAGUCGUCCCUCUCUUCGCUGACGGCCCCCGGAGCCACGCUCUUCUCGCGCGGGGCCCGAUCUGGCUCCUCGCUGUCCUUCGCUUCGUCCGUGUCAUCUGGGCACUCCUCGGCCACCGGUGGCGGGGGCGGCGGGGCCGGCAGCGGCCCCGGCAACAACCCCGCGGUCCCCGGCGGCCCGGCCACCGCGCACAGGCGCCCCAGCGCCGGGGGCCUGGCCUCCGGGCCCCUCGGCUCGGCCGGCGGCCCAGGCAGCCUGUCGCCCUCGCUCGGGGGGAGCACCCCGGGCCCGGCGCACAGCUACGCCCUGCGCCGGUCGCCCACCACGUCGGAGUUUGUGCGGCUGUCGCACUCGCGCGGCGUGGCCCGGCAGCGGCGCAUCCUCUGGACCCUGAUGGACGGGGUGAAGCCCUCGCCCGGGGCGGCGCAGCGCAUCGCCAUCUGCUCGGCCGUGGCCGCCCUGCCGCCGGGGUCGUCGUCCGGCUCCGGCGCCGGGGCGCAUCUGGGCUUCUCCGGCUCCGGGUCGGCCCUGCUGGCCGGCCCGUCGCCCGGGGCCUCGGCCGCCUCCAGUGCCGGCGCCUCACCGGCCCUUUCGUCUGCCUCCUCGCCCUCGUUGCAUGGGCCCGGCUCCGGGGUCGACCCCGGUGCCCCGCCCGCGGCCCCGGAGAAGCAAAAGUGGAACUGGCUCUUGCGCCGCGGCUCUGUUUCGCCGCUGCAGGCCACCGUGGCCCAGACCACGGCCGCCAUUCUGCCCGGGUCCUUGCCCGGGGACCGGCUGCUGUUGCAGCAGCGCCGGCAGCUCCUCCGGUCGCUGAAGCCCCCCACGCCCAAGGUGGCCGGGGUGCAGGUGUCGCCGACUCCGGUGACGGCUGCCACCUCCGGGCCGCCGCCCACCCUGGCCUCGGCCGCCAGCUCGCUGCUUUCGAGCCUGCGCAAGUCCCCGCCCAAGUCGACUGCCGAAUACAUCCACCUCCUGCGCCUGGCCAUCCUGGACCGGAAUGAGCAGCGCGCCAUCACGCUGGUCUUCCACCGCCUGCCCUCGAGUAGCGCCUUCUGGCGGGAGUUCCACACCCGGCGCCUGAGCCGCGACAUCGUGGUCCUGGCCAUCCUCAACCGGCUGGAGGUGCUGGCCAUGCUUCUGAUGAAGCGCUGUGCCGAGGGCGCCGGCGUGGUGGUGCCGACCACCUCGGCCCCUUCGGCCCCCUUCUCCAUUCCGGCCUCCUCCGGGACCAGCGGGUCGGACAAGGGCAGCCCUCCCGGCGCCACGGGCACCGGGUCCGGCGGGUCCACCGGUGCUGGCGCCGGCGCCGGCGCCGGCGCCGGCCAGUCGGGACCGGGCUCCGGGUCCUCCGGGGCCGGGGGCCCCGGGGUCGGGAGCUCGCUGCGCGUGGCCCCGGAGCUCAUCCAGACCACCGGCAAGCCGACGGAGGCCUCCUCGAUCCUGGCCCUGCGCAUUGCGGCCGCCUCGAUGACCGGCGACCCGGCCGCCGGGCAUGGGGGCAUCAUUUGCGCGGUCCCCGGCGCGUGUCCGGCGCUGCCGCCCCGGUCGCAGGGGUGCGCCUGCGAGCUGGGCGUCGGGGACUGGUGGACCCGGCCCAUUGUCACGGUGCGCUAUUCGCUGACCCGGUCGCCGGAGCAGCAGCUGGCCGCGUCCAAGCGCGCGGUUCUGGCGCAGCGGGCCGCGCGGGCGGCCGCGCGCUCCGCCGCCGCGGCGAAGAUCCUGGCCACGGCCAGCGCCGCCGGCACCAUGGCGCCCGGCUCGCCGGGGCUGCCCUCCUCGUCGCCCGGCAGUCCGGGCUGCCCGCCGCUGGUGCCGACGGUGCCGGCCCUGGCGGUCGUCAAGUCCCCGCGGUGCACCUGCCCGCCGGGGGCAGCUGACCGGGUCACCGGUGUCGGGACCGGCCCCGAGCCGGAGCCCGGGCCCGGGCCGGCUCUCAAUGACCCGGCGCACAAUCUCCGCCGGCGAACGGAGCGCCUGCCUCGGGGCAAGCGGUCGGCGGCGGCCGCGGCGGCCGUGGCCGCCGCCACCGCCGCGUCCACCGACGAGCAGCGCCCUGCCGGUGGUGGCCGGCAUGUGGCCGGCUGCCCGGCGGCCCUGGCGCCGGAGCCCCAAGCCCGGCGGCCGGCCCGGGCGCGCGGCCCUGGCGCCGCCCCGGCCUCGGGCUCUUCGAAGAAGCGCCCCUCGGCCGGCGGCCGGCGGCGCCCGCAGCAGCCCUCCCUGCCGCGAUCCUUCCAGGGCAUCAACCCGGUGGCGGUGAUGGCCUUCCCGUCGCAGCAUCGGCGUCGGCCGGUGCUGGCCGGGCCGCCGGCUCCGGGGACCGUGGCGUCGGCUUCCUCCGCGUCGGCCGGCGCCUCGGCGGCCUCGGUGGUGACGGUCCGCCAGCGGCGGAAUCUCCUCCGGCGCCGGUACACCCGGCGCUUCGCCAGCGGGGUGUACACCUUCUCCCGGCGCCAUUGCCAGGUGUACCCGCCGCAGCGGUCACGCAUCCAUGCGCUGGUGACGCCGCACUCGGUGGCCGGGCAGGCGCACCUCCUGUCGCCGCUGGGCCCCUGCGAGUGGCGCCAUGUGCAGGCUCCAUCGGUCUUGCUGCUGGCCAUCAGCCAGCGCAUGGACCGGCUGGUGUUCUCCAUGCUCAAUGGCGACUACGGCAUCGCCGGGGCCUUCGCCAGUGUGGCCCCGCCGGCGCUGCCCUCCUUCUCCUCGGCCCCGGACCGGUCGGGCGACUAUGCCAGCGCCUGGUAUGGCCUGACUCCCCUCAUGCUGGCGGUGGCCGUGGCCGGGCGCGAUGUCGAGCUCCAGGGCCCGGAUGCCAACAAGUCCGACCGCAUCGUGCGCAUGCUCCUGGCCGCCGGGGCCGAUCCCAUGUGUGGCAUCCCCUACACCCACUACCUGUCAAUGCGGUCGCUGGUUCCGCGGCCGCUGGCCGGGCAAUCGUUCGACAUCACCGAGCGGUCGUCCCCAGUACGCGCGCCCGGCCUGGAGGGCUCGGCCGCGGCCGGCCCCCCGCCGGCGUUGCGCGAUGCCCGGCCUGCCCCGGAGCGCCAGCUUCCGGACCGGCACUACUCGGCUUCGGCGCACCAGCCGGUCUUCGCCACAUCGCUGCUGGUGCGGCUGGCGUCGGUGCUGGACUCGGACGCCCGGCGCCCGGCGGCUCGGCGCUUCUUCGGCCUCAUCAGCGGGUCCACCCGGCGUGAUCGGCGCUUGUCCAUGUCCUCCACGCGGUCGCUCAUGCUGGACCCCCCGCCGGGGUCGAUCCUGAGCGUGCCGGCGGCGGCCAUGUCCGCUUCCGGGCCCGGGGCCGGGGCCGGGGCCGCGCGGUCCAAGGCCAGCCCGCUGGCUGCGCCUGGCGGCCUCCGCGCCCCGGCCAUCGCGGCCCCGGCCACCGCCUCGCACAGCUCCGUCUCCGACACGGACCCCGCCUCCGGCUAUGACUACGACUACGACUAUGACACCGACGACACGGAUUACGACACCGAUGAUGAUGACGAUGAGGAUGGCGGGGAUGUGGCCGGCCUGCCGGGCCGGCCGUCGGCCCUGGCCCCGCCGUCUCGGCCGGGUGUUCCCACGUCCACCACCUCCGCUGCCACCGCGGCAGCGGUGCUGGCGGCGCCGGCGCCAGUCGCCCCCUCGGAGGCCGCCGUGCCAGCCAUGGCACCGGGCGUGGUGGCUCCGGUGUCGGCUUCGGCCCCGGCCUCGGCCCCGGUGCCGGCCCCGGGCCCGAGUAUGGCCCAGGCGGCCCCGGCCCCGGCCCCGGCCCCGGCCCCGGCCCCGGCCGCGACCCCCCCGGUGGCUCCCCCGGGCGCUGGUAAGCCUCCCGGCCGGCGGCCCUCGCUGGCCAGCCGCGCCGGGCUCAACCAGGUGUUCGAGUCCAUGAAGCAGCGCUUCGGCCGGAACAUGGUCACCGAGUAUGGGUUUGAUUGGCUGAAUGCCGACGACCCGGCCGGCGGGCCCGCGGCCGCGGCCCCGCCUGCGACCACCAUCACGCCCAUCCCCCUGCCGGGUACCAUCCCCGAGGAGGAGCCCUGCCUCUCGGAGUCGGGCCUGUCGCAGGAGUCGGACCUGUCGCUGGUGGUGGCCACCGUGGUGGAGGCGGGGCCCCGGCCGCCCUCGCCCUCGCCCUCGCCCUCGCCCUCGCCGGCCCCGACCGUGGCCCCGGCGCCGGCGAUGGUGGCGGGGCCCACGCCAGGGCAGCGGCCGGGCCGCCCCUCGUCCGGGUCCUCGAGCGCCACCUCCAGUGGGUCCUCCUGCUCGAGCUACUCGGCCACCGACUCGUCGGCCUCGUAUUCCAGCGACUCGAGCGACUCCGAGUCGGAGGAUGCGCGCCAGCGGCCGGCGGCCGCCUCGCUGGCCCUGCAUCCCCGGCGGCCGGAGGCCCAUGCGCCGGCCGGGGCCGGCAAGUCCACGGUCGUGUCGGGCCGCCGGCCGGGCGGCUGCCAGUGCGCCUCCCUGCCGGCGGCCUUGGACCGGCAUCUGGCGCGCUUUGCCCGGGCCGCGUGCGACCUGCCGCCCCCGUGCCGGCGGCGCGGGUGCCACCGGUGCGGCGGCCGCCCGGGCAGCGUGCGCCCCGGCGGCCCGCUGGGCAUCGGCAUUGCGCGUGUUUGCGCGCGGCCCGCCUCCCUGGUGCCGACCUUCCGGCCGCCGUCGACGCAGUGGCGCCCGGCGCGGGGCCUGCGCCGGCCCUGCUCCGACCCGCUGACCCCGCUGCACCGGCGGCUGGUCUACCCGCUGGAUGUGGCCACUGCCUCGCGGUCCUCGGUCACCGGGGCCUACUCGCGCAGUGUCAUGGACGCCCUGAUUGCCAAGAUGUCGGCCGAGGAUGUGGCAGCCUGCUCGCUGGCGGUCCUGUCGCUGGCGGACCCGGUGCCGCCGGAGGGCGCCGUCGCGGGCACCCCGCCGCCGGGGGGGGCCCCCGCCUCGGUGACGGCCGGGCCCGGGGCGCCGGCCGACCCUGGCGCCGUGCCGCGCCUGACGGCCCCCUGCCUGGGGCUGGAGUCCCCGCCGCCGGCCGACCGGAUUGCCUCCUCCCUGCACCUGGUCCGCCUGUUGAAGUCCGGCGCGCAGCCCACCUUCCGGUCGACCCGCGGCAACACGCCCCUGCAUUUGGCCGUGCGCUCGGGCGAUGUGUGCAGUGUGUGGAUCCUCCUGCAGGCCUUUGCCGCGGUGGACCUGGUCCCCAGCGAGCCGCGGCUGGACCCCCUGACCCUGGACGAGCGCCUCCCCUCGGCCCAGCUGGCCUACUCCAAGGCCGCGCUCUUCGACGUGCCGGGUGAGAAUGGCUGGACCCCCCUGCACGAGGCCGUCUCGCUGCAGAAUCCGGCCCUGGUCCGGCUGUUGCUGCGAUUCGGCUCCAACCCCGACGUGGCCACGGCCGUCAUCCAAAGCCACGCGCCGCUGCCGGGAGAUGUGCAGGCCCGGCUGGCCGUGCGUGACAGUCUCCUGGCCUCCGGGGCCUUCGACUCGCUGCCGGCCAGCUUCACCGGGCUUUUCGCCGGGUGCGGCGGGGCCCGGCGCUGUGCCGGCGGCCUGGAGUGUGCCCUGCUCCGGGGCCGGGAGGGUGCGUCGCUCCGGGCGCCGGCGUGGGCCCGGCUCCUGGCCAGCCCGGCGCACUUGGCCAGCACCCGGAAUGCGCAUUACCCCCUGGCUCCGAGCUUCUCCGGGUACCGAGUGCUCGGGCUGGAUCCGAGCCCGGGCGAUGAUGCGGACACGUCGUCGCUCAACUUCCUGGCCACCGGGGACAGCCUGCCGGAGGGCAGCCUCACCGGGCCGGACGCCGCUUCCCUGCUCUUGGAGGUGGGCCUGUCGCCGCUGGCCGGGGGGGGGCCGGGCAGUGGCGGCGGCAGCCCCGCCUAUGGGCCCGGCCACCCGGGCGGCCCGCUGGCCGGGCCCGGCGACGCAUGCUCCGCCUCGUCGUCGUCGUCCUCCCCGCCGCCGGUGUUCACCACCAUCAGCAGUGGCAGCAGCUCGCGGCGCAUGAGCACCACCACCGGCUCCUCCUCCGGGGGGACCCCGGGCACCGGGUCCGAGGGGGCUUCUUCGCGCCCCCGGCGAGGCCUCCGCCGGCGCCUGGCCUCGGCCGUCCUGUCGGGCUUCUGUGCCCGGGCGUCGCCGCUGCACCUGGCCGCGGCGCUGCACCUGGAGGCCCGGCAUGUGGCCCUGGAGAUGGCCGAGGCCGAGGCCGAGGCCGAGGCGGCCACCGCGGCCCUGGGUGGCCGUCGGCCGCCGGCCGGGCCGCAGGCCGGCCACGAGGGGUCCGGUGCCGAGUACGCCGGGUCGGCCUUCUCGGCGCCCGCCUCGCCGGCCACGGCGCCGCCGGGCAGCGCGCCGGCCCCGGCCGGGCCCGGCCUCGACGGCCCGGAGUCCGCGAUCCCCCUGCGGCCGGGGCUCUUCGACACGCCGGAGGCCAAUGCCCUGCUGGCGGCGCGACUCAUUCACUUCAUGCUGGCGCAGGCGGCCGCCGCCCGGUCGAUCCCGGCGGCGGUGCUGCGCGUGGCCAAGAUGGCCGCGGCCGACCCCUCCGGCGGCGGGGCCGGCGGCAGCCGGCACUCGCUGACCCUCACCCGGCUGUCCAUGUGCUCGGAUGAGUAUUCCAUCCCCCUGUCCGGGGCGCCGGAUGGGGUGACGGCGGCGGCGGCGGCCGCGGCGGCGGCCAGCCUGCGCGCCGGGUCUGCCCUCCCUCCCGGGGCCGGGCACCUGACCCUGCCCCCGGGCCAGCCGCAGCCGCAGCCGCAGCCGCAGCAGCUGCUGCACCAGGGGUCGGACUUCCAGAGCGCGCGGGCGGCUCUGCUCCGGCCGCGCGGGCCCGGCGGCGACAUCCCCACGUCGCCGACCGCGCCGACCCCCCCGGCUCCCCCGGCGCCCGGGGCCUUCCCCGGGCCGGAUGUCUCGGACGCCCUGCUGCACGCGGCCCUGGCCCAGCUGGAUGCCAAUCUGGAUCAGUUCUUCGGCCACAUCGUGGCCCCCAUGCUGAAGGUCAGUGCCCCGGCGCAGCUUUCCUCGCCGGUGCUCAGCCCCUCGGGCCCGAACCCCGGGGUCUUCGGCGGGUCGUCCGGGGCGGUGGGCCCGCUUGGCGGCUCCGGCCUGCUGGCCGUGUCCUCCUCCUCUUCCUCGUCCUCCACCUCGCCCUCCUCCUCGCCGUCGAUUGUCAACUUCCGCAAGCCCUCCUCCGGCGGCCUGGGCGGCGGCGGCGGCGGCGGCGGCGCCUCGCGCCGCAAGUCCUAA